Molecule: messenger RNA, 3523 nt
Organism: Anopheles bellator
Lineage: Eukaryota; Metazoa; Arthropoda; Insecta; Diptera; Culicidae
Product: bromodomain-containing protein 4
Exons: 5
Coding region: 555-1871 (438 amino acids)
Cellular component (GO): chitin-based extracellular matrix
Molecular function (GO): structural constituent of chitin-based larval cuticle
Source: RefSeq, a predicted model, not a curated record
CGGUACGGUACGCUUUUCACUCGACGCGCGAGCUUCUCGUGAUCGUGCAUAGUCGAUCGCCGCGGUUCGCGAUCGCGUUUCGCGCCUCUACAAGGAAGCGCUCCCUCUGAAACAAAGUGCCGCGUGUAUUUAGUGCCCAGCUUCGAGUGCCCGCCUUCCGGGGCUCGGCAGAGUGCAACGAUGUUACGGUGGUGCCCAACCGUCAGCCGGUGAUAAGGUACACCUCUCCGCGAGUGACCGCAAUUUCCGCGCAAAACAGUAACACGGGCCGUGAAACAAGCCGGGAGGCCAAUAAACCGAACGAAAACGAAACGAAGUUCCGAGUCGCAACCCACAACACUGGCUAACAGCAGCCCAGCCGCGUUUGGUGGUUGUCGAUUGAUUAGUACUUCUGAUUAACCAUUAAUCAACACACCGCGGGGGCUGCCGAUCGGGGUGCCGUAGGACGUGCAAGUGCACCCGGGCCGCAGCCAAACACCUCCCAACGUGGAUUGCGGUGCACCGGAACCGUAUUGAUCCGGUGCGGUGCCUUACAUUGAGGAACAACGAGGCGCAUGAAAUCAACCGAAAAUAUGGGCAACAUGUUCCUGCUCAUGUUCGGCCUGCAGCUGGUCUGCCUUCGCUGUGUCAGCGCUUCUUGGGGCUCGCCCGACAGCAACCAGUACCACAUACAGACGGAUGAGGGUCCUGAGCGCUACUUCCGCUACCAAACGGACAACGGCCAGUUCCGCAAGGAGAAACGGUUGCAGGAUGGCACGGUGAUAGGAACGGAUGCCUGGAUUGACGCAUCGGGCUACCUCCGGCAGAACGACUACAUCGCGGACCAUAAGGGCUAUCGGAUUCUGAAAUCGAAAACCGUCUACGUCGGGCGAGAUCGCCCGAUACAGGAUGCGAUAAAGGUGGCCAAAACUAAGCCGGCAGACUCGGGUGUCCUGGUGCCAUCGGAUCCAUCCUACGAGCCUCCUGCGCCACCUCCACCAGCUCCUCCCCAGCAUCGAACACCCAUUCAACCGGUCGCCGUUGGUCCCGCGACACCCGCUCCGAUCUCUCUGCACCACGUCACACCCUCCUUGCACGCCGUCUACGUACGUCCUCACUCCGAGCCGAUCGCUUCAAACCAUCUGCCUCCAUCGCCUUCAGCCGGCCAGUAUUAUCCUACCGCAACGCCAAGACCACCACCACUCGACAUCUACGUUCCAUCAUCCACCUACGCCCCACUUCCCGGGAACGACCUGUCAUCGGCACCGAUCGCGGUCUACGCACCGUCGUCCACACCGUCCCCGCUGCGUGACGGUUCCGAAGCUCAUCUACCUCCGCUGGUGCUGUACCGCAGUGGUCACAUUGCGGCCACAACAUACUCACCACCGCACCGUCGACGAAGACCCAAUCAACCGCAACGACGACCGGACGAACCGAUCGUCAUCAGCUCGUCGCGGCCCUACGUCGAAAGUUCCACUCCGGUCGCUAUCAGCCUCAAGCAGCACCAGCUCGGGCCCUCGGAUAACAACCUGCUCGAUGGCUACGGAGACUUCAAUCGUGAUCUGAUCGAACCACCGGUGAACCGGUACGAUCGGUACAACAGCCGGUACACCGUGGACCCGAUCCGCCGGGCGGACACCGAAUCCCAUCCGUACGACGGGGUGGCCGUGACGAACGAUGGUUUCCGGUACUAUUUGCCCCGGCAGUACCACGAGGAGCGCCACUCGGGCUCGGACACUCGCGAUGGUUCGUUCGGGUACAUCGAUCCGUUCGGUAUACGGCGCGUCGUUUACUACAACACCGUCCCCGAGAAGGGAUUCGUACACCGGAAGAACAACCGAUUCGUGGGCUUCAAUGCGACGCCCUACGAUCCGAGACCGGGCGAAGCGUAGGACCGACCGAGGAAGGACACCAGACUCCUGUCCACCGCCACACAGCUUAGCUGACUCAUCUUUCUCCACCUCUUCCCUAGCAACUGAACAUGUCGUCGAAACGGUUUAAUUAUUUAUUUCCCAUUUAACACUCUGCUUCGUAGCUUCAAAAUCAGAUCAGAGGAACGGUAACGGCAGGCCCUCGGGUGAUCCUCGCUUUUUCGCCUCCCUCAGAACCGACCAGCCUAGCACGGAUUUCAGUUAACCAGCAACAACCUCCCCGAAUCGAAUAGCUCGGUGCGCUCGGUUUUAGCAGUCGGCGGUCGGGUCGGUGCGAUCUUGGAAUGCCUACGCACCGUGACACGGGCAGUGACUUUAUUUCAAAUUUAAAUCAACCACCGGCCAUACUUUGCAGCGGUUGAAGGCGAUGCGAUCGUUCAAUUUUCGUUACGCGUUGGCAGUCGUUUACCAUUUGACCAUUAAUCUGACCCCCGGCAAGCAAUUCCGUUUGAUCGAUUGCGCGGUCGUGUGGCAGUGGGCAGCGUUUAAAGGUGCUUUUGGUGGUGCAAAGUGGGGCUGAGAUUGAUUGCAUUAUGCUGUUUUCUAGUUGGGUUUUUUUUUGCUGUCCCCGAAUUGCGUCAGUUCCAAAAGUAAUUCGUGCAACAAUCAUUUGGCACCAUCUAACCUUAGGUGCGAUGUGAGACGUGCAAUUGAGUGUAUGUGAUGAGGAGGACAAAAAGCAACAAUAUUAAUGGACCUUCGACCGCUUUGGGCCCUAACUAGGACAGGAACUACCAAUUGCGCCGAGUGGUGGCAAUUAUUCCCCCGAAAAUGGAGCCCAUUCUCCUGCCACCAUAGCCUUGAAAAGAUCGCCCGAAUAGACUGAAAAUGGUAUUUGACCAUUUUUAGAUUCUUUUCCCCUAUCCGAUGCAAAUCUCCGCUCGUAGCGUGUCCUCGUAGAUCGCAUUCGUCCGACCGCCACGACCCGGCACCAUGUGUACGAUAUGCCGAAUGUUUUUGCAAAUUGCCAUAAUCUUAAGCCUUAGAGUAUAACCUAAGUUUUAGAAUCAAACACAAACAAGUGCUACCCACAUCGGAUCGGUUGCUGGUAGCGGUAGUAUUUAUAGAGAAGUGGUGUGGCGUCCCCAAUAGUGUAUUCCCAAGUUAAUGAGAAAACUAAUUGCCAUAUAACCCGAAAGAAGACCACUGUGUGAGGAGCAGUUGGCAUUCAGCAUAAAGAAUCCAGUGUUCAUCCGAUCACAAAACCAGUGCACUAAUGUGAUCCGCCGCUUUGCUUUAAAACUCCUGUUCAUCCACCUCAAGCAUCAGGGACACACGCUGGCUCGUAUGCCAUUUCUCCGGCAAUAGAUCUUCAUUUCCGUUCAUGCGCUACGCUGACAAGCGGCCCGCUAUGUCGUAAGUCGUAAAUUUUAACACAAAACCAGUACAAGAAAUGAACUUCCGUUACGGAGAAUGCCGCACUGUGGUCGAUCGUAGACACUACGACGACAGCUCAUGGCGGUACUGUACGAGCACUGAAGCGCGCUGUCCGCAUUCGCGGUACAACGAGUAAGGCUUGUUUGUGAGGUACGAUCGCACGGAAGGACCCGCACACAUUCGGCUCGGCUUCCGCGUUACCCAGCCCAGUAUUUUAAUAAAGAUGCGAUUUUCAU